AUGGAACGUGUGUCUGUUGAUUAUGGAAACAAAUCAAGGCUGGAAUUUACGAUCUACCCAGCUCCACAGGUUUCCACAGCAGUCGUUGAGCCAUACAAUUCCAUUUUAACCACCCAUACCACUUUAGAACACUCCGAUUGUGCUUUUAUGGUCGAUAAUGAAGCCAUCUAUGACGCCUGCAGACGUAAUUUGGAUAUCGAACGCCCUUCAGACACCAACUUGAAUCGUUUGACCUCCCAAAUCGUUUCUUCCAUCACGCCUCUUUACGUUUCGAUGGUGCUCUCAAUGUCGACNUUAGAGUUUAAUAACUAUAAAUUCACUCAGAUGGUCCCCUUUGUCAUAUACGCCGACUUUGAAUCGAUUUUAAAACCGAUCGAUCAUUGUGAGCCACAUUCUUCCAAGUCUUUCACGGAAAAAAUUGAGAUGCAUCAACCGUAUAGUUUCGCGUACUAUAUCGUUUCCACCAUUGAUUCCAAGUUCAAUAAGUUUGAAUCGUAUACAGGUCCUGAUGCACCUCAAGUUUUUAUCUCUAAAUUAAUUGCCGAUGUCAAAUUUAUUUAUAAUAAAUACUUUAAAACCGUAAAACCAAUGCUACCUUUAACGAGCGAUGAGCAACGGAAUUUCGAUUCAGCUAAAAAUUGUUUUAUUUGCCAAAAUCCUAUCACUUCAGAUCAGGUUAAGGUUCACGAUUAUUGUCACAUAAGCGGCAGGUUUAUGGCCUCAUCAUUAGAUUCCUUAGCUGGUAACCUUGACGAAUUUGAUUUAAUAAAUAUACGUAAAUUCUUUCCACACAAUGAUCAGUUUAGAUUACUGAGCAAGAAAGGAAUAUUCCCCUACGGUUAUAUGGAUUCACUCGAUAAAUUAAACGUAACUUCAUUGCCACCAAAAAACGCUUUUUUCAACAAACUAUCAUUUGAGGAUAUAACCGAUGAGCAGUAUUCCCAUGCUCAAACUGUGUGGGAAAAAUUUAAUUGCCAAAAUUUAAAAGAUUAUUCGGAUUUGUAUCUAAAAACUGAUGUUCUUUUACUUGCUGAUGUAUUUGAAAAAUUCAGACAAGUUUGCUUCAAAACCUACGAUUUAGAUCCCGCUCAUUAUUAUACUGCCCCAGGACUUUCUUGGGAUGCAAUGUUGAAAUUCACCAAAAUUAAAUUAGAAUUAUUGACGGAUAUAGAUCAAGUCCAUUUUAUUAAGAAAGGUAUCCGCGGAGGCAUUUCCCAAUGCUCCCUAUGGUCCGCUAAAGCCAAUAAUAAAUAUAUGGAUGAUUAUAACCCCAAUUUACCAUCAAACUUCUUAAUGUAUUGGGACGCUAAUAAUUUGUAUGGGUGGGCGAUGUCCCAAUUUAUGCCCGUUUCCAAUUUUAAAUGGUUACCUGAAAAUGACAUACAAAAUUUGGAUUUUAAUAAUAUACCUGAUAAUUCUGAUUUUGGAUAUAUUUUAGACGUAGAUAUUGAAUACCCUGAAGCUUUCCACGAUUUACACAACGAUCUCCCGUUUUUAACUGAGAAUUUAAUUGCCCCCAAUAAUCGAUGUGAAAGUGAAAGGAGAUUAAUUCCGAAUUUAUUUAAUAAGAAAAAUUAUGUGAUCCAUUAUAGAAACUUAAAACAAGCCAUUGCUCACGGUCUUAAAGUUCGCAAAAUUAAUAGAGUUUUAUCGUUCAGACAGUCUGCGUGGUUGAAAUCUUACAUGGAUAAAAAUACGGAAUUACGUCAAUCCGCAAAGAAUGCGUUUGAAAAAGAUUUUUUUAAGUUGAUGAAUAAUUCCGUAUUCGGCAAGACAAUGGAAAACGUCGAUAAGCGAGUCGAUGUAAGAUUAGUGACCAGUUGGGAUGAUGUGCAUACUGGUAAAGUGGUAGGUAGACCCCGUUUAGGAGCUCGGAGUUUAAUAGCAAAAUUAAAUUUUAAAACUAUUAAAGUAUUCACGGAAACGUUUUCAGCAAUUCAAAUGGAUCGUCUUCAUGUCGUUUACGAUAAACCUCUAUACGUUGGUUUUACGGUUUUACAACUUUCAAAAUUAUUAAUGUAUGAUUUUUAUUAUGAUUUCUUAAAACCUAAAUAUGGCGAGGACGUUCUGAUGAUAUAUAUAGAGAUGUGA
This is a messenger RNA of Onthophagus taurus, 2091 nucleotides long. NCBI's taxonomy places the organism in Eukaryota, Metazoa, Arthropoda, Insecta, Coleoptera, Scarabaeidae. The record is from RefSeq and is a predicted model, not a curated record.